UGCACUGCCUGACAGCCACUGUCAAUCAAGAAAUAUAAAUCUCAGAUUAGCUGAACUCUUAUUUGGGUGUGAGUUCUCUGAAGUGCUCAUAAAGAAACGAGGGGGAGAAGAUGGAGAACAAUGUGGCAGAAAAGGGAAGAGUCAGAGUGCGAAUUUCGAAUGAUCUCUCGGAGGGUGAAAAAAGAGCUACUGCCACCAGGAAAGAAGAAGUGAAGAAAGGCCUUGACAAACUUGGGAUUCCGUGUGAUGUGGACAACAUCCCCAAUAUUGCUGUCCUGGCCUCAGGUGGAGCAUUGCGGGCCAUGGUGGCUCUCUGUGGCACAUUAGUGGAGCUGAGGAAAUACAAUCUCUUGGACUGUAUUAUGUACUUAGGUGGGGUGUCUGGUUCCACUUGGUGUAUGUCAGGCCUCUACAAAAAUAAAGACUGGGUAGAAAAAAUAGAGGAAUUGGAAAAAUGUCUACAUGAAACCCUCACCCAGGGCAAGUGGGAAACAAAGAAGGCAAUUGAAUCUGUUCUGGAGGCAGCAGAAGAUGAAUGUUACUCUCUGACAGAUAUCUGGUCGUAUUUCAUAGUACAUAGACUUUUAAACCAGUUUGAUGAGACUACAUUGUCUGUCCACGGGGCAUCCUGUGAGAAUGGGAAAAAUCCUUACCCUAUCUAUGCAGCUGUGGAAGCGGAAACAUACCAGAAACCUCAUGCAGGUACCUGGUUGGAAUUUACUCCGCAUGAAGCUGGAUUUCCUGGCAUAGGAGCAUAUGUAGACAUCAAAUACUUUGGGAGUGUAUUUCACAAUGGGCAAAUGAUUGAAGAAAGAAAGGAGAAAAAUGCCUGCUAUCUGCAAGGUUUAUGGGGAAGUGCCCUUGGAAGCAAGGAAGAAGCUCAAAAGAAAAUAGUUGAUGUUCUAGAGAAUAUUCUGGAAGAGACCACUUCUAAUGACUUGGACCAUGAUUCCAGCAAAAGCUCUGAAUUGCUCAGAGAGAUGCUUGAGACCUGGAAUUCUGCAGAUGAAGAAACAAGACAGGAGGAGUAUAUGAGAUUGAACCAAGCUUUGGACACAGAUAUUGGAAGAUCAGACAGUCCUGCUCUCCACAAUUUCUCAAACAUGAUAAAAAAGACAUGUUUAUGCCUUUUAAACUGGACCUGGGGAAGCACCAAGAAUUUCCUCUACCACUGUUCUGAUGUUGAAUUCCCUGAACUGUCAAGCAAGCCAGUUCUGUACUUCAUCGAUGCUGGUCUGACUAUAAACACUGCUUACCCAUCCAUUCUGCGCCCUGAAAGGCAGGUGAAGCUGAUCCUCUCCUUUGACUUCAGUGCUGGAGAUCCUUUUCUGACUGUUAGACGUGCUGCUGAGUACUGUGAUGCGCAUGGAAUACCGUUCCCCAAGAUAGAUGAGGCAGAGCUGCAGGACACGGACAACCCAUUGGAUUCCUACAUCUUCAGAGGGGAACGUGCCCCAACAGUCAUGCACUUCCCACUGUUCAACAAAGUCAACUGCCCAGGCAAAAUUGCUGAAUACAGAGAGCAGUUCUCAACCUUCAAGAUGCACUAUUUAGGUGAAGAGAUUGAAAAGCUGCUUACUGCAGCAAAGAAAAAUGUAUCAAAUGUCCAGCAAAAGAUUCUGCAGGAGAUGAAGCGUAUUGCAGGUCCUCCUUCUCAAAAGGCUUAACUAAACCUUUGCAACAGACUUCCUAAAGAGGUCCACCUGGGUCCAUCACUACUUUUGUUUUGGCCCAAGCAAAAACUGUUGUCUUUUGAAGAUAUUUUGAGACCAGAGUUUAACACCUGAUUAUAGAUUUUAACACCUCACUCUGCUCCAGCAGAUUUCCCCUACCUAUACUUGUAAAUGGAAUGUUUAAUUAAUUGUUGUAAUUGUUCAAUUAUAAUUGAUGAAUUAAUGAAUUUUAAUGUGUUAGCCUCUUAGAGAGCCCUGUCAGGCUAUUCAACAGCAUAUAAAUUUUAAUCAUCAUCAUCAUCACAUUCUACUCUAAUAGCAGACUCAUAUGAUCAGGCCUGUUUUCACCAUUGAAGAUCCUCCCAAUUUGUUGUUGAUCAUCAUCAACACCACCAUAAGCACACUAAUCAAUAAAACAACUAAUUAAAACAUCAUAAAUCACAAA
Varanus komodoensis (Komodo dragon) is the source of this 2118-nucleotide messenger RNA. RefSeq names its product phospholipase A2 group IVC (gene PLA2G4C). The transcript is spliced from 13 exons. Gene Ontology annotation, biological process: glycerophospholipid catabolic process. Gene Ontology annotation, cellular component: nuclear envelope; nucleoplasm; cytosol. The coding region runs from base 111 to 1667 and encodes 518 amino acids. Lineage: Eukaryota; Metazoa; Chordata; Lepidosauria; Squamata; Varanidae. The record is from RefSeq and is a predicted model, not a curated record. Gene Ontology annotation, molecular function: calcium ion binding; calcium-dependent phospholipid binding.